Ostrea edulis (European flat oyster) is the source of this 1821-nucleotide messenger RNA. RefSeq lists its product as uncharacterized. Bases 278 to 1360 code for a protein of 360 amino acids. NCBI's taxonomy places the organism in Eukaryota, Metazoa, Mollusca, Bivalvia, Ostreida, Ostreidae. The transcript is spliced from 3 exons. The record is from RefSeq and is a predicted model, not a curated record.
AGUUGAUGUAUAAGCAUGUUUGAUCCAAGUAUUAAUUUGUUACCUGAGUGAUACGGCCGGACAAAUUGUAUGUUGAAGUCUGUAUCAUGUGUAUGCAGGGUGAAGAUAACGAACAGUGAUCGAUCUCAUAACUCCUACAAGCAAUACAAAAUAGAAAGUUGGGCAAACACGGACCCCUGGACACACCAGAGGUGGGAUCAGGUGCCUAGGAGGAGUUCUAAUCCGGUCUAAACUAGACUACGACUGUAUAUGCAGAUCUUUCAUACAUUAUUCAGCCAUGGUGGUAUGUGAAAGAAGAUCUCGUCCUCUGGUACUGAUCACCAUUUGUGUUAUUGUGGGAUUCGUAUAUCUUACUUUCUAUCAUAAUACGUUUGGAUUCAUGAAUAAUUUUCAAAAUAAUGGAGGAAAUAGUCUAGAAAAGACAAUAUCAAAAGACAGCCCCAAUGAGAGACAAAGCAUAGAUCCAAAUUCAAAAAAGAAACAGAACAUUAAUUGCCGUGGUAGGGAACAAAAAAUCAUAAAGAAUAUUUUUAGCCGUGAUGGUAAAGGAUGGUACGAAAAUCGUGAAGUUUGUGACGCUUGUUUCGAUUUUCCAAAAGCUACCCUGAAAACUAAAUUUGGACCAACACCUAUCUUCAUAUACCCGAGAAAUGAGGAUGUUUGGGUCUCGACUUCUCUUCAGGACAGAGGGACCUUUGAAUCCGAUAAAGCGGAAAUCAUAUUCAAAAUGAUGAAAGAUGAUCCCGAGCUACAAAUUAUUGAUAUAGGAGCAAAUAUUGGUGUUUACACGCUGAGUUGUGCGAAAGCUGGGCGCAAAGUAUUGGCUGUGGAGGCAUUGGACAAAAAUAUACAGCACAUCUGCGCUUCGGUGAUGGAAGGAGGGUUACAAGACAACGUGUAUCUUGUUCACAACGCCAUUUCAAACGGACAUGACCUCGUUAAUCUUGGAAUGGACAAGAGCAAUAUGGGGGGUACAUUUGUUGAUGUUGACUCUAGUCAUAUAAAGGAACUUAAAUUGGGUCGGGCUCAAGGUACAUAUGGCCAAGUUUAUACCAUUACAAUGGACGACCUCUUAGAUCUCCCAGCUAUAAAACAUUUUAAGAAAGUUUUCAUCAAAAUGGAUGUUGAGGGUUUUGAAGCACGAGCGGUUGAAAAAUCUGUGAAGUUUUUCGAAAAAAUCAAAGUUUCGGGAUUUGUUAUGGAAUGGGAAUUUCAUAAAGGACAACCGACGGCCCAAAAAAUUAUUGAUUUUAUGACUGCGCGAAAAUUUAAACCCCAUGCCGUAAACAUUGCGAAAGCACCGUUGAAUCUUGCUGAAAGUAACAAAUGGGGUUAUGAUGUCUUGUGGCUGCCAAGCUAGCGUUAGUGUUCAUAUUUAAUUGCAUUGAUUCACGGGUACAUUUACUGAUAUUCCUUUCCAAGAAGUCGACAAAAUCAGUAAUAUGUCUGUGGUUACAUCUGGAGGACACAUUGGGGUUAUUUAAGAAAUGCGGUUACAUAUAGUCUCUUACAUCUCAUUGAUAUCACUUUGAACAUGUACGGUAUCGUUAUUUACAUUUCACGCUUUCAUUGAUUGCAAGUGUAGUGCACGUGGGGUGCUGCUGUUCACCGGAAAUGUUUAAAACGUCAUUUCUGAACAUUACGUAAGGGAAAUGAUUAAAUGUACAUAGAACAAAUGAAUUAAUUGAAAGACUGACUGAUGCAAGUUUCUGGAAAUGUGGUACAUGUAUAUCAUCUGUAUUACUUUUCACUUUUUUCAGCAGAAAUAUUUUUGCAUGUACAUGUAUUUCAUUGAAUAAUUAAAAAUACAUCCAAGGUCAA